Dermacentor silvarum is the source of this 1986-nucleotide messenger RNA. Its product is annotated as arg8-vasotocin receptor. Bases 250 to 1413 code for a protein of 387 amino acids. Lineage: Eukaryota; Metazoa; Arthropoda; Arachnida; Ixodida; Ixodidae. The transcript is spliced from 3 exons. The record is from RefSeq and is a predicted model, not a curated record. Gene Ontology annotation, biological process: G protein-coupled receptor signaling pathway. Gene Ontology annotation, molecular function: G protein-coupled receptor activity; peptide binding. Gene Ontology annotation, cellular component: membrane.
CCGAGCGUGGCAUGCCUGUUGGAUUACAGCGACAAGCUUGGAGCAUUCCAGGGAUGUGAGGAAUCAGCCAUGAGAGAUGUCCUGAUAUACGUCCGACAUCGAUUUGUGCUUUGGCGAGAGGAUUGUACUGAUAGCAUGGCUGCAGACGUCUUGAAGAAAAGUACGUGCUUUCACACUACCAGUGGCACGGCGAUUCAAGCACAAAUGCCACAAUGCAGCAUGUAAGGUCGGCCUAAAUAUUAAGAAAGCAUGACAGCGGCAGCAAGUGACAGUAUUACCAUGAACUAUGAUCACCUGAGCGGUACUACCGCCACCUUCCUCCUGGAUAACGUCACCGACGCCAACUUCAGCCCCGAGGACGUCCUGGGCCCCCGUUACCACAAGAGAGCGCGCAUCGUCAUCAUCAUCAUCAUGAUUGUCACCUCUAUUGUGGGCAACAGCAUUGUCUGCUGGAAGCUCCUCGUUAAGCGACGUCAUCGUCGCGUUUCCAAGGCCAGGGUGCUCUUUCUUAAUCUGGCGAUUGCGGACCUCUUGGUGGCAUGCAUCACGAUGACGUCACAGGUUGUGUGGGAGGUGAUGGGCAGGGUAUGGAUUGCGGGCGACACCUUCUGCCGCUUCUUCAAGUUCCUACAGACGUUCGCGCUCGUAUCGUCCUCCUACAUGUUAGUGGCCAUCGCUCUGGACAGGCACAUCGCCAUCGCCACCCCUUUGGCACCCAGCCCUGAUCCGUGGAAGUUGGCGGCCAUCACGUGGUUUGCUUCUUGUAUACCCUCACUGCCAAACGUGUACGUGUUUCACAGCGUGGAGGUGGCACCGGGAAUGUGCUUCUGCGCGUCCAUAUUCUACGACCGCGACGUGCCGCUGUAUCACCGCCAGGUCUACAUGGCAUUUGUUUUCUUCAUGGUGUUUCUGGUUCCACUCGUACUGCUCGUGUCCUUCUAUACGGGCAUCCUUUGGGCCAUGUGGAAGCAUAGUUCUAGCAGCGGCAAAGUGGGUCAGCAAACGACUUCCUCCCUUCCGCGAGCGAAGGUUAAGACGCUCAAGCUGACCGCCGUCGUGUUCGGUGCCUUCCUCGUGACCAAUGUGCCCUAUAUGGUCCAGGAGGUCAUUCUGGCGUUCGGAAACCCUGAUAUUCUGAACGCGAACGUGGUAGCUUUGUCCGGCGUCAUUUCGGCUUCGAACAGCGCCAUCAACCCGUACAUCUUCCUGUACUUCCAGAAGAGCCAAGGAAGUAGAAGACCAGGCUUGUUGGGGUCUUUUCUAAAAGGUCUCCCGUGCUGUCACCGCCGGAUCGCACGUGUAGACAAUGGCACCCCGAAGACGGCAACAGUGACCGUCACUUACUCUGGUCGCCACUCACGGACGGUCACUACAGUGAACUCUGAAUCGUACUCGGGCCAAAGUCAGCCAUGAAGACAUUCUUUUCACGCGUAAAUGCCGACAACCUGCUGCACUGUGCCUGUGCUCAAUCAGUGUCUCCGGAAAGGCGCUAUACUGAUACCCUUUCUCGACAUGCUAACAUAUUUAUUGGAAGUUUAGUACUUUCUACAAGAAAAUACGGAGGGUUAUUCCUUUAUUUGUAAAUAUUUCACUAUAAGAAUGCGAUGGGUGUCUUGAAAGGUAUGCGAUUACUGUGUGUAUUCGUGACCACUGUGAAUGUUCUCUAUGUUGCCACUCUGGGCAGCAUAAGCGUAUGUGUUUUUGUUAAAGCGAUUUACGCUCUAAUUACGCUUGAACCAGGGUAGCAAGUGAAUAUCCUAGAAGAAAUUCCGCUGAUCAGGGACCAUGCUUUGCCGAUGUGGCUCAAAGCUUUUGUGGACACUAUCUGCAAGAAAAUGGACUGUACAUUAAGUGUAAGUGCCACUUUUUCUGCAGUAAUCACCAGAUUCUCCGCACAGAAAACCAUGAAUCGUCUGUAUUCGUUCGAACACUCAUAAAUAUCUGAAAAAUGAUUUGUUGCUGUGGUAAAAUGCAAUAAAAAUAAAC